GGAAACGUCACUAAAUGUUAGUUUGAGUGUUCGGACAUCCAGAACUACGAUAAUAUAUAGAUGGCUCCAACUCAAGCAGGACUACUUCGAACAGAUUCCCCGGAAAGAACGGCGAGCACGGAAAGCGAAUUAACCUCCAUCGAAUCAUACGAGAAUAUACAGGUUCCUCCUGAUCUAAAGGAUAUACUAAGAAACGCCACAGGUAGCGAUAAUUUAGAUGGGCUGUCAGAGUUGAAAUUGAAAGUUAUUGCUCAGGAAGUCGGGCUGCAACAUUUAAGCACUUACGCUCCGGUUCUGUGUGAACUUACCUUGGACGGUAGCGUCGUAUCCUCGUUAAGGGACCUAGGCUGUGGCCUAAAAACCCUUAAAACCCUGCGCGUAAAUAAAUGCGGACUAACCAGCCUGGACGGUAUCUUCGGGAUGCCCAAUUUAGAGAAGCUCUAUGCCGCUGGUAACUCCAUUCGCGACCUCUGUCCGUGCACGUCUCUGCAAUCAAUUAAUCUAAUUGAUGCUAGAAAAAACUUAUUACGAGACAUAAACGCUUUGUCUUUCCUUCUCCUCUGCGAACAGUUAACGCAUUUAGUUUUGGAAGAUAAUCCGCAGAUUAGUAAUUCUUCGGAAUACCGGAAAACCGUGAAAACACUGCUCCCAAAUUUACAAUAUCUGGAUGAGAUUGAAUUUACGAGAGAGGAAAAUAUCCAGUUUUUUGGUAUCGAUGCUGUGCUUAGAUCAGAGAGUAAACUUCCACCGAUUUCAUCAAAAGCUGGAAACUCAUCGACAAACUGUAGUUACUCGGUAAGCUUUGCGCCGAAAGUUUUAUCUCCGAGGAAUCAAACAGAAGUAGAAAAUAAUUCUACAAGCAAUGGAAAUAUUAAAGGUAAGUAA
Molecule: messenger RNA, 885 nt
Organism: Nicrophorus vespilloides
Lineage: Eukaryota; Metazoa; Arthropoda; Insecta; Coleoptera; Silphidae
Product: leucine-rich repeat-containing protein 56
Exons: 6
Coding region: 61-885 (274 amino acids)
Molecular function (GO): protein binding
Source: RefSeq, a predicted model, not a curated record